AUGGGUCGGGCUAGGGAAGUGGGUUGGAUGGCAGCAGGACUAAUGAUUGGGGCUGGUGCCUGCUACUGCGUUUAUAAACUGACCAUAGGAAGAGAGGACAGUGACAAGUUGGAGGACGAAGAGGAAGAAUGGGACCAGGAUGAGGAAUUUGAUGAGGAAGAGUCUGAGGUAUGGUUUGAUUUCACAACUACUGCUAGGCCCUGGAGUGAUGAUGAAAACUGGACCGAACCCGGGGCUCCAGGUGGCACUGAAGAUAGGAGCUCAGGUGGUGGCAAGGCCAACCGAGCACACCCAACAAAGCAGCGUCCAUCCCCGUAUGAACAUAAAAACAGUUGGAGUGCUCAACAUUUUAAUAAUGUCAGCUGUCUUCUUUACCUUUCUGACAGUCCUUUAAUUCAGGUAAAAAUGUUUGCUCAGUCCAAGGAUGCUGGUUUUUCAUGUAGCCACAAUAUCAGUAGUCAUUUAACCUGUCUUUCCACUGUUGGAAACACAAUCUCCACUCCAGAUCCCACUGUUGAGGAGAAAGCUUUCAGAGAGCUAGGCAACAUGAACGUAAGUGCUGAAAAUCAGGGCCAGAUUAAGAUGUACAUCAACCAAUUGUGUCGCAAGACUGUAUCUCUUUGCUGCAACUCCUUUCUGCAGCAGACAGGAUUAGAUUUGCUAACAAGCAUGACAGCAAUUAAUAACAUGCUUGCCAAACCCGUUUCGGACUUGAAGUUUCCUUUGAUAUCAGAGGGAAAUGGAUGUGCUAAGGCUCAGGCUUUGAAACUGCUAAUGGAUUUGUCUGAAAAGCCAGUCUUGGCAGGGGGGUUGCUCAGGGCCCACAUGCUGUUGUCAUUCAUGCCCCUCUUUAUUGGAAAUGGAAACAGAGAGAUUUUCCUGGAUGCCCUGGCCUCUUAA
Molecule: messenger RNA, 900 nt
Organism: Chrysochloris asiatica (Cape golden mole)
Lineage: Eukaryota; Metazoa; Chordata; Mammalia; Afrosoricida; Chrysochloridae
Gene: ARMCX6
Product: armadillo repeat containing, X-linked 6
Exons: 1
Coding region: 1-900 (299 amino acids)
Cellular component (GO): mitochondrion
Source: RefSeq, a predicted model, not a curated record